Messenger RNA from Plasmodium gaboni, 8052 nucleotides. RefSeq lists its product as hypothetical. Bases 1 to 8052 code for a protein of 2683 amino acids. Lineage: Eukaryota; Apicomplexa; Aconoidasida; Haemosporida; Plasmodiidae. The record is from RefSeq and is a predicted model, not a curated record. The transcript has a single exon.
AUGAAUAAUUCAAAUCAAGAUGAUAUUUUGAAUAAGGAAAAUAUAAGCGACUUUAGAUCUAUUCAAAAUAAUUUAUAUAAAAUAAAUACACGAAAAGAUAAUAACCAUGAGGUAAAUAAAAAUAAUCAAAUGUAUUUUUUACAUUCGUCCAAUAAUCACGAAUGUGUAAAUAAUAAGGAUAAAAAAAAUGAUAAGGAUAUAAAUAUUCUAUCUUCAAAUAGUUCUCAUUUAUCUAAUUUUACCUCUUCUUAUCAUAGUAAUACUAUAAACAAAUGUAUAAUAAAUGAAAGACAACCAUUAGACAGAAAUGAACAGACAUAUGAUGAUACAAAUAUAAAUAAUUAUAUAAAUUUUAACUCAAAUAAAUUAUGUCAUAAUGUAAACCUAAUAAACCCUUCACAUGAUAAAUGUAAUAAUAUAGCAUUUAUGAAAAACAUAAAAAAUAAUAACGACCUUCAUUAUAAUCAACAAAAAAACGAACAGCAUGUUAAUUUUAUAUAUAAACAAAAUUAUUUCUAUAAACGACACGAAAAUAAAGAAAACAACCAUAAUGAUAUUAUUAACAAUAAUAAUGAACAAUAUGAUUUAAACAUAAAACAUAGUAAUAAUUAUGAUAAUACUAAAGAACACAAUUUGAAUGAUUUAUGUUUCGACAAAUCAGAUCAUUAUUAUAAUGAAUCUACUAUAAAUAUAAAAAACACAAAAAAUAUUAUAAUCAACCCUAAUAGGAAAAACGAAUAUGAUUCGAAUUGUGAAGAAGAAAUAUAUAGUACAAAGGAUGAUAAUAUAUAUAGUGAUAUUUAUAGUAACAAUAAAAAUCAAGUAGAUAUAAAAUAUCAAAAUAUACCAAAACAUUUUACAACACCUUAUAAUAAUAUUUAUGAUAAUACAAAAUGUUAUUAUAAAAAAAAAAAAAAAUUAAUAAAAAAUAAUAUUAAUAUUAAUAAUAAUAAUAAUAAUAAUAAUAAUAAUAAUAAUUAUAAUAAUAAUAAUAAUUAUAAUAAAUAUCACAUAAAUAAUAAUUACAAUUAUAACCAACAUAAAAAUGAUAACCAUUUAAAUCAUCCAAAUUUUCAAUAUCAAAUUUAUAACAGAAAAGACAAUGAAAAUAAUCAACCAACUUAUUCUAUAUCUAAUAAUUAUCAGAUGCUAAAUAUCUUCUCAAGGAUUAAAGAAAAAAAAAAAAAAAAAAAGAAGGAACUAAAAUAUUCAAUAGACCAAAAGAAUUUAGAAAUAUCGGAUAUUCAAACUUAUAUAAUAAACAAAAAGUUCCUUAAAACCAAUCAUACCAAAAAAGAACAUUUAAAAAAAAAAGAUAUAUCACAAGAAAUAAAACAAAUACAAUAUUCAUGCGAUAAUAAUUUUUAUAAUUCAAAUGACCUUUUUGUUAAUAUAAUUAAUGAUUGCAAAAGAGAUGAAGACAAUAAAAAAAUAAAUAUUCAAAAGGUACAAGGAAAUUAUGAUGACACAAUCAAUAAUUUUACCACAGACAAUAACAACAGCAACAAAACAAACAUCAGUAAUAAUAAUAAUAAUAAUAAUAAUAAUAAUAUUAGUUGUGGUACAAAUAUUUAUGUACAAAAUAUACAACACUUUAAUUAUAAAAAUAAUGUAAUGAAACAAAAAUAUAACAAUUUCAUAAGAAAUAAAAAUCUUCAAAAAGCUAUAUACAAUAAAAGGAAAACAAAAAUUAAGUUAUACGAAAAUAUAAUGGAAUUCGAAAAGCAAUUCAAAAAUGCAAAUGGUAUACAAAAUAAUAUUCUUCAAUAUAAAGAAAAAUAUAGUUAUCACAAAGACAAAUAUUUUGUUCUUAAGAAGGAUAAUGAAAAUCAUUCUCAUAAUCAAAUAAAUAAUAUAUAUAACAAUCAUAAUACUUCUCAUUAUAAUAAUGAUAUAACUGUUUUAACACCUAAUGAAAUUCAUAAUAACAAACAAAAUUAUGAAAAAAUCGAAACAAAAAGUGAAAAACAAAAUGAAUAUAUAAUAAAAGAAAAUCAAAAUGAACAAACACAAGAAUCAUAUAUUCCAAUUCAUUUUAAAUUGAGAAGAAAAACACCAAAAAUAUUUAAAACCAAUUAUUUGUCUAGCAAAAACAAAAAAAAAAAAAAAAAAAUUAAAUUAUACUUAUAUUCUCUCUUUAAAAAUAACAUCCAAAUAAAAGACGUACAAUCUCUCAAUAAACUUAAUAAUAAUAAACACACAAACUCCCAUGAAAUUCAAAUAAAUAAUAAAAAUGAAUUCCUAAACUCAUUCUUAAAAUAUAAUAUACAAGAUGAAAAACAAUAUAUGAAUUUAGAGAAUUUAUUCCAUUUUAAUCAUAAAUUUAAAUCAAAAAAAAAUAUAAAAAAAAAAAAAAAUUAUUAUAAUAUAUAUGAUGAGAAAACAACACAUACACACAAAAAAAAAUAUAUACACAUAAAUGAAAAUGUGCAUAUUAAUAAUGAUAAUAUGAAUCAUAUAAAAUUCUCUCCAAAAAAAAAAAAAAAAUAUUUAUAUUUAAAUCAACAAGGAAAGCAUGGACAUACAAAAAAAGAAGCUACAUAUUAUAAAAAAGAAAAAAGAAAAAAAUCAUAUAACAACAAAAAUAUAUAUCACAAAAUUUCAUCCCUUUAUCUUAAUAAAGAUAUAUAUUUCUCACAAGAAACAAUAAAUAAAAACAAUAAUAAUGAUCAUGAUAAAUCUAUUAUUAAUAAUAAUAAUAAUAAUAAUAAUAAUAAUAAUAAUAAUAAUAAUAAUAAUAACCAUUUUUAUAAUACACAUGAUCCUGAUGAUAUAUUGAAAGAUAUUAACAAAGAAGUAACAAAACAUUUAACUAUCAACAGAGUAGACAAUGAUGCAUCUCAUAAGGAAUAUAAUGAAAGUGAAAAUGAUCAAUAUGGAAAAACGAAUGAACACAAAAAAGAUAAUACAUAUAUCCUAAAUAAUAAAAAUGAUCAAAAUAUUCAACAUAAUGAAACACUUCAAUAUGAACAAUAUAACAAUAAUGAUCACAUAUGUAAUAAUUCAACUGAUAAAAAUAUAAUCAUAAAAGAAAUUAAAAUAUCAAACGAUCAAGGUCCUAAUUCAUAUGAAUUACUCAACAGUAAUGAAAACAAUACAGAAAAACCAUUAUUAUGCCCCUUAUCAAAUAACUUAUUAGGAUUAAGUGAACUUUUUUCAAAUAAUAUAGAUGAAAUAUUAAUAUCUGAAAAUGAAAAAAUAACAAAUGUUCAUAUAAAUAAUGUUUCUAAAGAUAAAACAAUCAAAUCACAAAAUGAUAUAAUGAUAAUACAAAAUUCUCACGUACAUUUAGAAAAAGAUAUACCAUCAAUAUAUGACUCAAAUGCAGCCGUUCAAAAUGAAUAUUCUUUUAAUAUUGAAGAAGGAUAUAAUGUUAAGGACAAACAAGAUGAACAUAUAAAUUAUCACGAUGAAAUUAUGAAAUAUGAUACUGAAAGUAUAAAGGAAUACGCACAUAUUGAUAAUGAUACAAACAAUAUGUAUGAACACAAAAAUGAACAUAUAAAUGAAACAAUAAAUACAACUUAUGAUGAUGAUAAUUUUACACACCAUUCUAAUAAUAGUAAGAGAGAAAAUGACCAUUCACCAUAUAAAAAUGAUGAUCUUGCAAAUUUAGAUAUUCCGCAUGACCAAAAAUCAUCACACACGUGUGAUAGUGAUGAUCAUAAAAUAAAUUCCAGUAAUCUGGAUGAUAAAUUAAAUCAAUCUGUGAUAAUAGAACAAAUAAAUAUAAAACUAAAUGAUGAUAAAAAUACGGAUAACCAAAGUUUAUAUGAUGAACAAACGUAUGAAGAAAAUAACAAUAUAUACGAUAUUGAAGAAUAUACCCAUAAAAAUGAUAUAGAUAAUAAUAUAAAUGUAGCCAUUGAUUAUACUUAUCAAAAUAAUCAGGAUAAUGACAGUGUAUAUAACACAGACAAUAUAGUAUAUGAUAAAAAUAUAAACCAUAUUGGAUCAAAUAAUAUUUCCAAUAAUUAUGAAAUUAUUAUUUUAAACUCUGAAAUAAUUAAAGAGGAUUUUAAACCAAACAUUGAAUUAACCGAAAAUAAUAUUCAAACGGAUAAUGUUGGAGAACAUUCUUAUAAUGCAAAUAAUAAUUAUUCUGACCAACCAACAAAUAAAGAACAAACAAAUUCAAUAUGUGAAAAAUAUAAACAUUUAGAAAAAAUAAAAACAAAUUUGGAUGAUGAAAUAAAAUUAAAUGAUGAAAAAGAAUUUCAAGAUAAUAUAAGUAAUGAAAAUAAUAUAAUUUUGAAAGAAGAGGUAGAUAAUAAAGAAAAUAAAACAUAUUUGGAAAAAAAUGAAAAAUCAUAUCUAAGUAGCGAUAAUGAAGAAAUUCUAAAUAAUUUAAAUAAAAACAAUGUAACUUAUAAGAAUAAUCUUGAGAUAUAUAAUAAUGAAUAUAAAACUGAUAAAAAAAAUAAAAAGGACAUUAAGAAAAUAGUAUCAUAUAUAAGAAUUAAACAUCUUAAAAAUCAUAACAUAAUAAAAGAAUUUAAUUAUUUAAGUAUUAAAAUUAACAAAUAUAAUUUGUUUAAACAUUUAGAUAUUAAAGAAGAAAGAUUAAAUUAUAUUACAUCAAUAUAUCAUUCAUUUGAUUAUUAUAACAAAAGAAUAAAGAAAAACCAUCAGGAAAAAAUAAAUAAAAUAAAUGAUUUAAUUUAUGAAUACAGUAAUGAAACAAAAAAUAAAACAAAUAUAGAUAAUUAUAAAAAAAAAUUUGAGGAAAAUUUAUUAAAUAUAAUAAAUUAUAAUAAACAACAUGAACAACAUGAAGAAUAUGAAGAAAAAUAUAAUUUAUACACUUAUAAAGGUAAUACUAAUAUAAAUAAUAACGAAUUUAUAGUCAAAAACGAAAAAAAUAAUAAUUUUAAUAGUAAUAAUAGUAGUAACACUUGUAGUAAUAAUAUAAAGGUUAAUAUGGACAAUGAAUUAAUUGUUCAUAAAAUAUAUAACAUCUAUUCAGAAAAUUCACCCAAGGAAAAUAUUCAUUUAUCUGAUGAGAAUGACAAAAAAUAUAUAGAAGAAUAUUUGUCUUAUAAUGAUAAAGACAAAUAUGUAAAUAAUAAUAAUAAUAGUAAUAGUAAUAAUAAUAAUAAUAGUAAUAAUAAUAGUAAUAAUAAUGAUGAUUUAAAAACAUUAAUUCCUUACGAUGAUUACUCUGAAGACGAUAUAAUGAGCUAUGAAGAUAUAAAACGGAAUAUAUGGCUACAAAAUAUAGACUUUCAAAAAAAUAUAGAACGAAAAAAUAAUAUAGUUAGUUAUAUCCAAUUGGAAUCAAUGAAAUGCAUAAUUUUAUUUUGUUCUUUAUACAAAAUAAAAUAUUUUCAAGGCAUGCAUGAUAUGAUAAUAAGUUUGUUUUAUUUAAAUUUAGAGACCUAUGAAAUAUUUUGUGUUUUUGAAAAAAUUUUACAUUAUUAUGCUCCCUAUUUGUAUUUACAAAAUAAUUAUGUGUACACUAUAAAUACAUUAAACCAAAAUACAAUAACAAAAAAUUCGACAUUUAAUAACAUACCUUUAGAUAUAGGAAUACAAAUAUGUAAUAAAAAUGCUAAAUUAUUUAGGUUAUUAUUUCAAUUUUUCUUUCCUCAUAUUAGUUAUUAUUUUGAUACAACCAUAGAUGAAACGUGGCCAACAUUUUUUUUUGUUAAUUUGAAUUUUAGUAAAUUUAAUAAUGUAUAUCGUUUAUUAUAUAUAUGGAUGAAAUUAAUAGAAAUAAAAGAUACAACAAAUGAGGCCACUUGUGAUUUUAUACUCUAUUUAUUAUCUUUCUUUAUAUACAAAAUCAAGGCUAUUAAAAAUAAAAUGCAUCAACAAGAGGAAGAAAAAAAAAAGGAUAUUCAUAAGGAUAUUCAUAAGGAUAUUCAUAAAAAUAUUCAUAAAGAUAAUCAUAAGGAUAAUCAUAAUUAUAGUUAUAAUUAUAAUCCAACCUCAACACUACCAUAUGAACAUUUUAAAAAACAAAACAUAUGCGAUAAAGAAGGUAUAAAAAUUAAACAUAAUGAAAAGAAGGAACCUAUUAAAGUACAUUCAGUGAAUGAUCAAAAUGAAUAUAUGUUAAACAAUAAAAAUUUAAGCAAUAAUGAAAAUAUAUAUAAUAUUGAAAAAAUACAUGAUAUAAAUAAUAUCUGCUAUCAGGAAUCUAUUACACACACAAAUGAAAAUAAAGAAGCACAAAAUAAAAAUGAAUAUUUGGAACAUCGUAAUGAUCAUAUGAAGAAACAAAAAUGGUCCAUAUAUUGUAAAGAAAUGUUUUCAUUAUUUUUUGAAUUCAAUUCAUCUUUUGAUGAACAUUUUAAUGAUAAUUACGAAAUGCAUAUGGAUAAAAUAAUAAAUAACAUAAAAAAUAUAAAAGAUAUGAUUCCUAUAAGUUUUAUAAAUUUUAUCAUAUAUUAUAAUUCCUUAUAUCAAAUUAAUGAACAAUUAUUACUAACAAAUGAAAAAUCACAACCUAUACAAAAAUCAUCAUAUUAUUUAAACAAACAAUUAGAUAGUAAUAUUAUAUGCUUACAUAUAACUUUAGAUGAUUUAUUAUAUAUACAUAAUCAUCAAAAAAAUUAUAAUUUCAUUUUUAUCAGAUAUUUAGAAUAUAAAAUAAUUCUAUGUAAACUGUUAUAUAUAAAUAUUAAUAAUCUUACGAUUGAAAAUUUUAUGGAGUUCAAAAAUAUACAUGAAUUUCUGAAAUGUAAACAGCAAAAAAAAUUAAAAGCAUUAUAUACAAAUGAAUUCAAGAAUAAAUAUAAUAAUAAAAAGAAAAUACUCUACAUAAUAUUACAGAAUGGAGAUAAUAAGGGCGAACAAAGAAAAAUACAUAACAAUAUUACACCUAUUAAUAGUAAUAAUAAUAAUAAUAAUAAUAUAUGUAAUAAUAAUAAUAAUUUUAUAAAUAAACAAAAGGAAAUUUCAUUUAACAGUAUAUAUCUGUCAUCAUUACAUAAUGAUGAUAAAAAUUUACAAGAUUUUAUCAUACUACUCUUAAAAAACAACAUCAAAUAUAUAACAAUAUUCAAGGAAAGUUCUAGUAUCAUUAAUAUAAAGAAUAAUAAAAAAAUAAACAUUUCUUAUCAAUUUAAAGACCGAAACAAUUUGAAAGAAAAUAAUUUCUUCUCAGAAAUAUUUAAAAAAGUUAAAAAUAAAAUAUAUGAUAAUAUUAUAAAAGAUAAUAAUGAAUUUCACGCAGAAAAACAAAUCCUCAAAAAAAAUGAUACCUCGAAUAAAAAUGAUAAUGUAACAUAUACUUUGAAAGAUUCCAAUUUUAAUGUUUUUAUUAACAAAAAAAUAAAUAAAAAAUAUACACAUCAUAUCAAAAGUAAAAAAAAAAAUUAUUUAAAUUAUAAAUAUAACUUCAAGAAUAAAACAAGAAAUACAAAAAUGAAAACAAAAAAUAAAUCAAAAAUUUUGAUAAAUAAUUUACAAAGUAAAUUAACAAAUAAUUCAGUAAAUAAAUAUAAAACUAACAAAAAAAUGCAUAUUUCAAUAUAUAAACAACAUAAUAAAAUUAAUUCAACACAAAUAAAAUCUAUUAUAAAUUCUACACAAAAAAUACAACUUAAAACUUUUAAAAAUAAUUAUAAUUUAGAUAUAAAAAAUAAUGUAAUAUUUAAAAAAAAUCCUAAUAAAGACAAAUUAAAUAUCAUUCAAAACAAAUCUAAUACAUUAUCAAUUAAUAAACAAAAUCAAAAAAAUAACGAACAAAAUAUUCAUAACAACACAAUAUAUAAUAAUACAAUUUUUAAAAAAAAUACUACUAACUUGUAUAAAAAAUCAGACACCCAAUAUCUUAAUACUAAUAUAAAAUUACAAAAAGAUACAAAUGAUAUUCUUAUAAACAAGAAUCAAAUUGAUAAAUAUAUUCUUGAAAAUGAAAAAUUAAAUAAUCAUAAAAAAUACAACUUUUUAGACUUACAUCAAAAUCUUAUUAGUGAUAUAUUAUUAGAUCAUUUCUCACAAAAUAAAAAAUUGUGUAAUCCUUAUGAAACAGAAAAAAUAUAUAUAAAUAAAUUCCCGACAAAUAUGGUGAAUAUGAUCAUUUCGAAAAAUAAAAUAGGCUAA